ACCACUGACUGUCGUCCAUAACUCCUUACGAGCUUCUUUAUGAUGGAAGAUCCCUCUAAACCAGUUCUAUUUUCCCGCCAUGGAAGCCAUGGAAAUCGACUCGGAGAAAACUAUUCAAAGGAAGCAAUCCACUUACCAAUCUCUGGAUGAAGUUUUCAAGGUUCAAAAUGAGAUGUAUAGGGGUCAACAGUACAGUCAAAUUUACUUUGCUCGUCUGCAUCUGAUGAGAACUUUGCUUUAUUCUCUUGUUCCCAACUGGAAACCUCAUUUCCCUGUUUGUACGGUGUUGGGACUUGAUGAAGGGAAAGAAUGCAUCAUUGUUGGAACCCUUUACAAACACAUGAAACUCAAACCUUCUAUUCUUGCCGAGUACUCUACACAGAGAUCUGCCAGCCCACUUGUUAAGCCUCAUAAUUUUAUGCACAAAGAUGAUCACUUGGUUUUGGAAGAUGAAAGUGGAAGAGUUAAGCUUGCUGGAACUCUGCUUUCACGGUCAGUAUAUGUAACAGGUGUUAUUGUUGCUCUGCAUGGAAAGGAAACAAGUGCCGGCGAAUUCUUUGUUCAAGAUGUCUUAGAAGCUGGUCUGCCACCCCAGAUAGAGCUCCCACUGAAAUCAAGGGAGGAUAAGUACGUUAUUUUCGUAUCGGGGAUCAGCGUUGGGAGCAGUUCUAACCCUCUCCAGUUUCAGCUCCUUGUUGAUCAUCUAACGGGACAUCUGGGAGAUGAGGAGGAACAAGGUAUUGCAGCACAGAUAGUUCAUGUUGUAAUUGCUGGAAAUUCUGUUGACAUGCCGCGUGGACUUUUUAAUGGACAGCAGAAUUUGUCUUCAAGGGACCAGUCAAGGCUGUCUGAGCCCAUCAAAGAGCUGGAUAUCUUAUUAACUCAGAUUGCUGCAGGCCUGUCCUUAGAUAUCAUGCCAGGGCCAAACGACCCAGCAAAUUUCUCAUUACCUCAGCAGCCUUUGCAUAGAUGUCUUUUUCCUGGUUCGGCAACUUAUAACACCUUUAGAUCUUGUACCAACCCUCAUUGUUUUGAGCUAGACAAUGUCAGAUUUCUUGGAACAUCUGGACAGAACAUUGAGGAUCUUGAGAAGUACUCAGAGGCAAAAGAUAAGAUUGAAUUUAUGGAAAGAACACUGCAAUGGAGGCAUCUCGCACCAACAGCACCUAAUACACUUGGGUGUUAUCCUUUCACUGAUAGGGAUCCUUUCUUAAUUGAAAGCUGUCCUCAUGUUUAUUUCAUUGGUAAUCAGAAUAAAUAUGACACUCGCUUGUUAAAAGGGUCAGAAGGACAAUUGGUUAGACUAAUCUGCAUUCCUAAGUUCUGUGAGACGGCAGUUGCUGUUGUGCUUAACAUGAAAAAUCUUGAAUGCCAUACAAUCAGUUUCGGGACUCAAAUAAGCUCACAGCACUAGCAACAAGGUUUGAGAAACAUCAAAUUCUCUCGAGAUUUCUUGGAAGUCUCGUCAAAAUGAAACUACGAAAGAUGACAACGUACAACCAGAAAACUGAACUUGAUGGCAGAGAUUACUUAGACUAAUAAGAGUUUUAGCUAACAAACCUUAAAGAUUUUGGAUCGUUGUAUGUUGGUCCAACCUCCGAAUCUCUUUAGAGAUUUCGGGUUGGAUGCAGCAAGGAGCUGCCUUAGAAUAUUUAUCCAAAUACAUAUAUAAACAAGGGUGUUGAUACAUAUAUUUAUUUAUAUGUAUUUGAAUAUGUAAUUUUUCUUGAA
Messenger RNA from Carica papaya (papaya), 1731 nucleotides. It is a transcript of the gene POLD2, whose product is annotated as DNA polymerase delta small subunit. Gene Ontology annotation, molecular function: DNA binding. Lineage: Eukaryota; Viridiplantae; Streptophyta; Magnoliopsida; Brassicales; Caricaceae. Gene Ontology annotation, cellular component: delta DNA polymerase complex. The record is from RefSeq and is a predicted model, not a curated record. Gene Ontology annotation, biological process: DNA strand elongation involved in DNA replication; DNA replication.